Messenger RNA from Octodon degus (degu), 864 nucleotides. RefSeq names its product eukaryotic translation initiation factor 5A2 (gene Eif5a2). NCBI's taxonomy places the organism in Eukaryota, Metazoa, Chordata, Mammalia, Rodentia, Octodontidae. Gene Ontology annotation, biological process: positive regulation of translational elongation; positive regulation of translational termination. The transcript has 5 exons. The record is from RefSeq and is a predicted model, not a curated record. The coding region runs from base 233 to 694 and encodes 153 amino acids. Gene Ontology annotation, molecular function: RNA binding; ribosome binding; translation elongation factor activity.
CCCCGCCCCGUCUCUCGGAGCUGCUGCGGCCGCCACCGCCGCCGCCGCCGCAGCAGCAGCUGCAGGAGACCAGCGCGGGUACACCAGUGAAAGGCGCUCUGAGCCUGCUGAAAGGUGAAGAUCUGGGGAGAAGCUGGCAGGGCUGGGACUGGACAGGCCGGGCGGAGACGGGCUGCCAGCGCCCCGCGCUGACCGAGUACCCACGGAAAAACUACCAUCUCCUUAACCCACCAUGGCGGACGAAAUUGAUUUCACUACUGGUGAUGCUGGGGCUUCCAGCACUUACCCUAUGCAGUGCUCGGCCCUGCGCAAAAACGGCUUCGUGGUGCUCAAAGGACGACCAUGCAAAAUAGUGGAGAUGUCAACUUCCAAAACUGGAAAGCACGGUCAUGCCAAAGUACACCUUGUUGGAAUUGAUAUUUUCACAGGGAAAAAAUAUGAAGAUAUUUGCCCUUCUACUCACAACAUGGAUGUUCCAAAUAUUAAAAGAAAUGAUUAUCAACUGAUAUGCAUUCAGGAUGGUUACCUUUCCCUGCUGACAGAAACUGGAGAAGUCCGUGAAGAUCUUAAGCUGCCAGAAGGUGAACUAGGCAAAGAAAUAGAAGGAAAAUAUAAUGCAGGUGAAGAUGUACAGGUGUCUGUCAUGUGUGCCAUGAGUGAAGAGUAUGCUGUAGCCAUAAAACCCUGCAAAUAACGAGAACAUGAGACAUGAGCAAACUGCUUAGGUCUGGAUCAACUGAAGAUACAAAGUUUGAUUCUAAUUGCCACCAAAGCUAUGGCCUCAUAAGCAACAUCAUAUUCUCUCUCUCUCUCUCUCUCUCUCUCUCUCUCUCUCUCUCUCUCUCUAAUUGUGCUAGGUUGGUU